Molecule: messenger RNA, 1389 nt
Organism: Closterium sp. NIES-65
Lineage: Eukaryota; Viridiplantae; Streptophyta; Zygnematophyceae; Desmidiales; Closteriaceae
Source: the annotation of a GenBank genome assembly
AUGGCUACCCCUAGCGUUCUCACCUUUGAUGCUGAGGUUCGGGCUGUUGACUUUGAGAUCUGGGUCGAUGAUCCACAGCUUUUCCUACAGUGCGAUAGGAAAGAUGGUCUCUCAUUGUUCGAUCUCACAUCUGGCGCCUCUGCUGCCCCUGUUGCCGAUGCUGACAGCACUGUUCGCUCACACUGGGCCACACGCAAUGUUGCUGCCCGUCUUGCUGUGCGUAGUGACGUGUCGUCCACUGAGCGCGCGCACUUUAGUCAGUACAAGAGUGCUAAGACCUUGUACGACGCUGUAGUUGCACGCUACUCUUCCCCUACCACUGCUGCCCUUAGCCGCCUCAUGCUGCCGUACAUGUUCCCUGACCUCGCCGCCUUUCCCACUGUCGCUGACCUCAUUAAGCACCUUUGCACUAGUGACACCCGCUACCGCGCUGCGCUUCCUGCUGAGUUCUGCACCAAGAACCCCCCCCCCCCCCCCCCCCCCAUGUACAUCACCCUCUAUUACAUAGUCACUCGGCUCCCUGACUCCCUUCGCUCGGUCAGGGGCCACUUCCUCUCUGUUUGCCCCACCACACUCACCGUUGACCUCCUCGAGGAGCGCCUCCUGGCAGUUGAGAAGAGUAUAGUCACUGUAGUAGCCUCUCGUGGUGAGUCUCGUGCCCCCUUCUUUGACGGGUGCUCCCCCUCCCCCCUUUUGCCCUCAGUUGCCUCUGCUGCUGCCGUCGACUUCGUUGGCACCGAGUCGGUCGGCGCUGCGUCUGCCCCUAGCGGGAGACGCCGCACCGGCAAGGGCAAGGGGGGCAAGGGAGCUGGAGGGGCUGGUGGGGGCGGUGGAGGUGGCGGUGGAGGCGCCGGAGGGAGUGGGGGUGGCGAUGCGAGUGGUGGCCGGGGUGGGGGCUUCAGUGGCGGGGGUGGGGGCUUCAGUGGCGGCGGUGGAGGCGGAGGCGGCGGCGGCGGUGGCGGUGGGAGCGGAGGAGGAGGCGGUGGCGGCGGUGGCGGAGGUGGCGGCGGCGGAGGUGGAGCUGGUCGGGGUGGCUCUGCGCAGUGGAGCGGCUUUGGUGGUGGUCACCGCCAGCAGCAGCAGCGCACUCGUGACACCCUGCCCCCCCAGCAGCUUCGUGAGUGGUACGCUGCGCGUCAGCAGGGUGGGGGUGCUGGUCCUUGUGCCUACAUCCUGCGUACCGGCAACCGCACUGGUGAGCAGUGCAGUGGCCCGCACACCACCCAGCGCUGCUUCGGCCGCCUGACGGACGGUUGGCGUCUUCAGUUCCCUGGCGCCAACGAGACCCCCCGCUGGGGUGAGCUGCUUAGGUCGGGGGUUGCUAUCUUUGAUAUGGAUUAUGAUGCCAUUCUUGCUGCCAUGUAUGUGCUGGUGAGGCUGCUGCUCUAG